Prunus persica (peach) is the source of this 1165-nucleotide messenger RNA. RefSeq lists its product as uncharacterized. Bases 343 to 927 code for a protein of 194 amino acids. Lineage: Eukaryota; Viridiplantae; Streptophyta; Magnoliopsida; Rosales; Rosaceae. The record is from RefSeq and is a predicted model, not a curated record. The transcript has a single exon.
UGCAGUUGUAGCUAAAUUCCCAAUUAAUAGACACUUCUAUUGUGCUACAAAUAAUUCAUAUCACUCAUCAAUUUUCUUAUUAAGUCACUUCUCUGAACCAAUUGAAACAUGUUUUAGUUAUGCUCACAAUUAAAUUACACCAAAAUGCCAAAUCCAAACAAGAAAACGGCGACCGAUUCCAAGUUGAAACAAAAGUUAAGAAAAAUACAUUAAAAUACAUGUUCCAUCACUUCAUCGUUAAUUAAGCAAUUAAUUAUUCGAUUAAAUCAACAAAAACAAACGCGUAAAUCUUCCUUUAAUUAACCCCUCCAAAGUCCUCAGCCAAAAUGAAACCAUUAACUAAUGGGCAUUUGCAGCUCAAGCGACUCAGCCUCUGUGUCUGUUGUCACAGCCAAGGUGAUUCUCCAGGACGGGCAGCUUCAAGAAUUCUCAAACCCAGUUAAGGUCUCGCACGUGCUUCAAAAGAGUCCCACGUGCUUCAUAUGCGACUCCGACGACAUGGAUUUUGGAGGCUUUGUUAGGGCCGUGAAUGGGGACGAAGAGCUUCAGCUCGGUCAGCUUUAUUUUGUGUUGCCGUUGAGCUGGCUGAGCAGGCCGCUUCGAGCCGAGCAGAUGGCUGCUUUGGCUGUUAGGGCAAGCUUGGCACUUGGAAAUACGAGGCGGAGGAAGCGAUGUUUUGGGCGUGGACGUAAAAGAGUCAAUCAAGUUGUGUUUACUAUUAAGAAGAAGGAUGAGCCUAGCCCGAUGGUGGCCAUGGGCAGUUAUGGUGGCGGCCCGAGCGUCGCUAGAAGUGGAGAAGUUGUGAGGAAAAGGAGAGGGAGAGGCCGCGGGCGGCGCGGUCAUGGCGGUGGUAAUGGAGGAGGUGGUGGCUUUGUGACAAGGUUGAGUGUGAUUUUAGAGGAUGAUGAUAUGAUGGAGGGGGCAUGAUAUGAUUGUGUUGUUUAUUGGAAAUGUACUUUAUAUAUUAAUCAGUUCCUUGGUUAUGUUCGUUUUUCACAUGGACAUAGAGGAUUUGAUUUUGAUUGAAUCAAAUUAAAUUAUAAUCAGAAUUUGAUCACCUUUUUUCGGGUAGAUUGAUCACAUUUUUGUUUUCAAGGGAUUAAGUUUUUCUUCUUGUUGUAAUGGCUGGCAUUGACAGUAACGUUCUAGGAUAGAUUUCCAAAGC